UGUCGUGAAAGCUGCUCGCGUAAACAGAAGAAAUAAUAAUAAUAAUAUUUCACGUACCCCGACUAAACCUCCCACAGUAACGUUUAUGCCAUAGCAAAUUUACUAAAACUGUCGCAGAAGCAAGAAGAGGCUUGCCCCGUUUGAUCACUUGUUUUAUUCAAGUAGUUGGCUGACUGUUCUAUUUCAUGCUGGAAGAGGCAAGAGUAAAGGUACGACGAUGCAAGCGUUCACGUGCGUAGCCGCAAGCUUGGUUCUAUCCACAGUUUCGUCGGCCAACCGCCAUUGCGGAUCUGGCGCAACGGCAGCGAGUUUUGAUUACGAGCCUGACGCUUGGAAGGUGAUUCAGCAAUCUGAGCCGAAAUUUCACCUCAUGUUCCUGUCGCGCAAUACACUCAGAGAUACAAAGUAUAAAUGCCUCGCCACGUCAAGGACAGAUCAAAUAUCAGACAAGAAAUGGCAACGGAAGCUGUUUUACAGCACGUUUUCAAAUGAUACGGAAUUAACUUUGUCGACAACACUUGGAAUAAAAAAGCGAAGAAAGUGCUCCAUCUACGAUGAUGCAAUCACGGUCUGGAAUGACAAUGGCUUAAAGGCAGCGGCAUGGACGAGCGAGGUUAUAUACGCCGAUCACAGAUAUUGUAUAUUAUUGAAAUCGAAGUAUUUAGGAUAUGAAGUAUGGGCUGCAACGAUUUAUCUGGAGGAACAUAAGGAAAUUCCGUAUAUUUGCGUGAUGUUGUACGAAAUCUACUCCGGAAUUAAAAAAUACUGGGUAUACGACUGGGAGGACUGCCCUAGUCGAAGAAAGAAGACAGAAUAAACAUGCCUGCAUUUU
Dermacentor silvarum is the source of this 832-nucleotide messenger RNA. RefSeq lists its product as uncharacterized. Gene Ontology annotation, molecular function: amine binding. Bases 218 to 817 code for a protein of 199 amino acids. NCBI's taxonomy places the organism in Eukaryota, Metazoa, Arthropoda, Arachnida, Ixodida, Ixodidae. The transcript is spliced from 5 exons. The record is from RefSeq and is a predicted model, not a curated record. Gene Ontology annotation, biological process: symbiont-mediated perturbation of host defenses.